Molecule: messenger RNA, 903 nt
Organism: Penicillium brasilianum
Lineage: Eukaryota; Fungi; Ascomycota; Eurotiomycetes; Eurotiales; Aspergillaceae
Source: the annotation of a GenBank genome assembly
AUGGGUGUUUCGAAACCUCGAUCUGGCCGCCCUAAGAAGCUUAUAGAAGAUGACAAAGCUCGAAUCUUGCAGGUUAUUGAGGAGACACCGCGUGUAACCUACGAUGAUCUACUUUCUGAGGUUUCUUAUAAAGUGAAAAAGGAUUCAAUUCGCCGAUUGUUAAACGCUGAGAAUAUGCGUAAGUGGCGCUGCUCUUGGAGACCCUAUCUCGACGAUAAACACGCGGCUAAACGCCUCCGAUGGGCUUUACAAUAUCAGAACUUUACACCCGCUGAUUGGGCCCGUGUUUACUGGUCUGAUGAGUGUACUGUUGAGCGUGGGAUUGGUAUACGCCGCGAAUGGACCUUUAUACGUCCUCGGGAUCAACCAAAAAAGCGUGAAUGUCAAGGGUUACCGCACCGCGGUAAGCAGGUUAAGCAGAUGUUUUGGGCUGCUUUCUCUGCGGAUCGCCGCACUGGUUUAAUUCCUCUAUUCGGAGAUCCUACUUCCGAGCGUGGUGGUGUUAAUCGAUUCGUGAUUGAAGAGUUAUAUCGUCGAGCCUUACCGACCUUAUUGCCUACUGAGGAUGGGAUUUUUAUGCAUGAUAACGCACCUACACAUACCGCGUACGUUGUACGCGAUGCAUUGGCUGAAAUGGAGAUCGAGGUGAUGGUUUGGCCACCUCAUUCGCCUGACCUUAAUCCAAUUGAGAAUCUAUGGGCCCUUCUUAAAGCAGAAAUCUAUAAGAUCCGGCCUGAUCUUAUGGAUAUGAAGAACAACGAUGAGACUAAGAGGAUUUUAGUGGAAACUGCGCAGAUUGCAUGGCAAAAUAUCGAUAUGAAGCAUCUAGAACACCUCUCUGAGACCAUGCCUAAUAGGGUGCAAGCAAUUAUCGAAUCAGAAGGGUGGUAUACGCCAUAUUAG